Thlaspi arvense is the source of this 1312-nucleotide messenger RNA. The record is from the annotation of a GenBank genome assembly. Lineage: Eukaryota; Viridiplantae; Streptophyta; Magnoliopsida; Brassicales; Brassicaceae.
AUGCGCAUUUCAUCACAUCAUGUGGUUCUCUUCCCUUACAUGUCAAAAGGCCACACCAUCCCUCUUCUCCAAUUCGCCCGUCUCCUCCUCCGUCACCGCCGCAAACAACCAACCAUCACCGUCUUCACCACUCCCAAAAACCAACCUUUCGUCUCCGACUUCCUCUCCGACACGCCGGAGAUCAAUGUCAUCUCUCUCCCUUUCCCGGAAAACAUCUCUGGAAUCCCUCCCGGCGUCGAGAGCACCGACACGCUCCCUUCCAUGUCACUCUUCGUGCCGUUCACGCGCGCCACGAAGCUUCUCCAACCUUUAUUCGAAGAAACGCUCAAGAAUCUUCCAGAAGUUUCCUUCAUGGUCACCGAUGGUUUCCUCUGGUGGACAUCGGCAUCUGCAACUAAAUUCAAGAUUCCAAGAUUGGUCUUCUUCGGAUGGAACUCCUACUCAUCAGCCGUUUCAAUCGCUGCCUUGAAACGCAGACCGGACAUUGAAUCUCAAACCGAACCGGUCACUUUACAUGACUUUCCAUGGAUCCGGGUUACGAAGUCUGACUUCGACAACGGUACCGAUCCGAAACAAUCGGAUCCUCCUAAUACGGAUCAUGCUAAACCGGCUUGGAUUCAUUGGUUGGACCGGAAACGAGAAGAAGGACGUCCGGUUUUAUACGUGGCGUUUGGAACGCAGGCAGAGAUAUCGAACAAGCAGCUCAAGGAACUAGCUUUGGGCUUGGAAGAUUCCAAGGUAAACUUUUUGUGGGUCACAAGAAAAGACAUGGGAGAUAUUAUUGGAGAAGAAUUCAAAGAUAGAGUUAGUGAGAAUGGGUUGAUAGUGAGAGAUUGGGUGGACCAAUGGGAGAUAUUGUCACAUGAAAGUGUAAAAGGAUUCUUGAGUCACUGUGGAUGGAACUCAGCGCAGGAGAGCAUAUGCAUUGGGGUCCCAUUACUGGCUUGGCCGAUGAUGGCUGAGCAACCACUCAACGCGAAGAUGGUAGUGGAGGAGAUAAAGGUCGGAGUAAGAGUUGAAACCGAAGAUGGGAGUGCGCAAGGAUUUGUGACUAGAGAGGAACUAAGUCGAAAGAUUCAAGAAGUAAUGGAAGGAGAAACCGGAAAACUCGCAAGAAAAAAUGUGAAAGAAUACUCGAAAAUGGCAAAAGCAGCUUUGGUCCAAGGGACUGGUUCGUCUUGGAAGAAUUUAGAUUUGAUUUUUGAAAAGUUUAUGUAAAAGUAUAGAGCCAAAGAGGGUGCUAAUAAGAUUCAGGAUUGGAUUACUAACCGAUUGGUUUAGAUAAUAUCCAAUAAGGACCAAUAAGUCUUGG